This is a messenger RNA of Acaulospora morrowiae, 689 nucleotides long. The record is from the annotation of a GenBank genome assembly. Lineage: Eukaryota; Fungi; Glomeromycota; Glomeromycetes; Diversisporales; Acaulosporaceae.
CUGUUCAAGAUAUCAACAGUGUGUUGCAAACUGGUUCCUACAAAGAUCGUGACGCAGAAGCCAUAGUCGUCAAGGUUGAAGCUCCAAAAGCAUCAUGGAGUGAUUUCUGGGCUUACUUUGGCAAAUGGGAAAAUGGAAAGGUUUUGCUCGGAACUUCGGUCACCUGGUUUGCGCUCGACGUCGCUUUUUAUGGACUCGGCUUGAACAACACCAUCAUCUUGCAAACUAUCGGCUAUGGAAGCGGUACUCCGUACCAAACCUUGUGGAACGUCUCCGUCGGUAACAUCAUCAUUGCGCUAUUGGGAACGGUUCCUGGCUAUUGGUUCACUGUCUUCUUUAUUGACUCCUGGGGUCGAAUUCCAAUCCAAAUCAUGGGCUUCGUUCUCCUCACCAUCUUAUACCUUAUCCUUGGACUUGCAUUUACCCCAAUUAAGAAUACUUCUUCGGCCCUUUUCAUUUUCAUCUUCGCGCUUACACAGUUCUUCACAAACUUCGGGCCUAACGCAACCACAUUUGUCAUUCCGGGUGAAGUUUUCCCUACAAGAUAUCGAUCAACUGGUCACGGUAUCAGCGCUGCAUCCGGAAAAUUAGGUGCUAUCGUUGCUCAAGUAGGCUUUUCCCAGUUAAGGGACUUGAAUGGCAAGAACAAUGGCAUAGGUAUUCUACUGGAUAUUUUCGCCGUCUUCAUG